UUCAAACAUAAAGUCAAUCCAUUCAUCUCACUGCGCCCUCUCGUCCGCCAAAGUGUAUGCAGCUAAGUCAACGAUUUUGAUAUCCCAUACGGACUUCUUCAACCUCUCGUAUCAAUCACCAUGGAACCGUUUCAGUUACACGGGAAGAACGUCAUCGUCACCGGAGCUGGAGGAGCUAUCGGGUCGCAAAUCGCCGUCUUGUUUGCCAAAGCAGGGGCGGCGAAUCUGGUCCUGUCGGACGUUUCGGACGCCGCACUCGGCGACCUCGGCGACACCGUCGACAAGUAUCGGCCGUUCUCGGGCCGUCUGCUUUUCCAUCGGUGCGACGUGUCCAAGGAGGAAGAAGUCAUGGCCCUGGUCCAGCUGCUCGACGACCACGGCGGCGUCGACGUCAUGCUGAACAACGCCGGCGUGUUCCCUUACGACGACGGCGACGCCAUCACCACGACCGGUAGGGCCUGGGAGCUGACGCACAACGUCAACGUCAUGGGCACCUGGCACGGCUGCAAGCACGCCGUGCUCAGCAUGCGGCGCCACGGCAAGACGAGGGGCAGCGUCAUCAACACGGCCUCGGUGGCGGGUCUCGUCGGCUCUGCCACCGCCCAGAUCGCGUACACGGCGAGCAAGGGCGCCAUUAUCGCGAUGACGCGCGAGCUGGCCAUGGUACACGCGAAAGAGGGCUUCCGCUUCAACUCUCUGUGUCCGGCUCCGCUCGGGACGGCGCUGUAUAUGGACUUCCUCGGCUCGAACCCCGCUGCGUGGGCGAGAAGAGAGGUUCACCUGCCCCAGGGUCGCCUGGGCGAGCCGGUCGAGCAAGCUUAUGCUGCUCUGUUCUUGGCCAGCGACGCCAGCUCUUUCGUCAACGCCCAGGAGCUUGUUGUGGACGGCGGCAUGACAAAGGCUUACGUUAUACCGGAAGGAGAACCAUGCAAGCCUGUUCUAGACAAUUUCUAAGCUCUGAGGGGAACAGAACGGACAGUUGUAGAGCCCAAAAUACCAGGGACGAAAUACCAAGAACUGUGAAUAAUGUAUGGUAAUGGGAACCAAGAUUCCGGUUUCGCUGAUUGGCCAAGAUAUUGAGGAUGCUUGUUCAACAGCAGCUGUUUUCCUAGAAACAUGGCAAUAUGUCGAUUAGAAUAUUUAUCAGUAGAGGCGUAUGAGACGCUUAAAGCUCUCGGCAGGACAUCACCAUUUGCAACCUGAGAUCGAUGCAUGAAC
Colletotrichum destructivum is the source of this 1218-nucleotide messenger RNA. RefSeq names its product Putative short-chain dehydrogenase/reductase SDR, NAD(P)-binding domain superfamily. NCBI's taxonomy places the organism in Eukaryota, Fungi, Ascomycota, Sordariomycetes, Glomerellales, Glomerellaceae. Bases 121 to 954 code for a protein of 277 amino acids. The transcript has 3 exons. Gene Ontology annotation, molecular function: oxidoreductase activity. The record is from RefSeq and is a predicted model, not a curated record.